UCUCUGCAAAAUUGUCAUAGCACAACCUUCUAUCGCUUCACACACAAGUUCAUUCACAGAGAGAUAGAAUCACUGAAGAGCUUCAAUGGCGGUUUCUCUCUCUGUUACUCCUCUUUCUCUCUCCAAUUCUUCUCCUUCUCUAUCUUCCAAGCCAAAGUUUCCAUCUUUGUGCUUUCUCUCUGGCAACAACACCUUGAGGGUCAAAUGCCCAAAACCUUCGCACUCAACAACUGUUGUUCAUGUUGCUCCAGAAGCGUUGGAUUCUUCACCUGAUCCCUUAGACCCACCUCCAGAAACCCUUGAUGAUGACUCUGACGCCACCACCUUUGAGGUUGGUGACCUGGGGACUCCUAGCACUUCGGCAAUUAGCAUUGGUGGCGAUGCAGAUACAAUGGCACCAAAGCAGAAGAUUAGAAUCAAGCUUAGAUCUUACUGGGUGCCCUUGAUAGAGGAUUCCUGCAAGCAGAUAUUAGAUGCAGCAAGGAAUACCAAUGCAAAAACGAUGGGACCUGUGCCAUUACCAACCAAGAAGCGAAUCUACUGUGUUCUUAAAUCCCCACACGUACAUAAGGAUGCUCGGUUCCAUUUCGAGAUCAGAACACACCAGCGUCUCGUUGAUAUUCUAUACCCUACAGCUCAAACAAUAGAUUCUCUGAUGCAAUUAGAUCUUCCUGCUGGUGUUGAUGUGGAGGUCAAGCUCUAGAGAUAUUUGCUUUUCAGGUUGCUAACCAUUUUGAAUCUGAGUGAGGUUCAACUUGUUAUAUCAAUGGCCAAAAUAUAUUGGCAGAUAUCAUGUAUUUCACUGCCUAAACUUGAUUUCAAUGAACAAUGUUAAAAUCCUUUUGCUUGCUUCCCCCUUUUGUCCCCAACAAGGUUUCAAUUAGUGUAUUCCUGAUUUCCUGUUCUUGCUUAGAUAUUUGUAUAUCAUAUAAAAUGUUAUGUAAUUCUGAUGUGCCCACAAUCGCUUCAUUUUUUUCUCUUGAAAAUUAUGCUUAUGAAUUUAUUUA
Molecule: messenger RNA, 1007 nt
Organism: Glycine soja
Lineage: Eukaryota; Viridiplantae; Streptophyta; Magnoliopsida; Fabales; Fabaceae
Product: 30S ribosomal protein S10, chloroplastic-like
Exons: 3
Coding region: 86-703 (205 amino acids)
Biological process (GO): translation
Cellular component (GO): ribosome; mitochondrion; small ribosomal subunit
Molecular function (GO): structural constituent of ribosome; RNA binding
Source: RefSeq, a predicted model, not a curated record